AUGACCCUCCACAUCCGCCAUUAUUGGAGACUAGCUCGAUCGCAAGCGACACCAACUCCUGCAAAGAGCACAGAAACAGCCACCGCAAAACAAAAAGAAGACGGGAAGACUCGAAACCGAGCAGCCAUCGCCCUCAACCUCGUCCACAUCCCUCUCAAAACAUCAUGCGAGAUCCUCCGCAAAUUCUACAACUCCUCUGGAGGCGACAGUUGGAGUAACCAGGAUGGAUGGCAGUAUGUCGACAGCGUUCGUAUCCCGACCAGCUCUCCGCGGGGUCAAUUCCGAGGAGACGAUAACCGAGUCAUGCCUGGCGCAGAUCUCCGUCGUCGCGCCCAACGGUCUGAUUCCAAGCGAGACAAGUACAUUCCACCAGACAACAUCGAUGACGACAACGACUUUGCUCCUCAGCUGCCCCGACCUCCAACAAUAAACCACCCUCCUUCGACUUCGUCGGAUCUUCGUCAGGGAAACGCGGUGCCGGUAAGUCAGUCACCACAAUCGCCUCCAGCAUACGACUAUGAUGAUAGCGAUCCACUGCAAGGAUCUCUUUUCCAUCCCUCACCAACAUUGGACCCGGACAACUGCUGUGACAAUCGACACCAACCGGACGAUGAUAACAACGAGAACGGACAAAAUCCGGACGGGAAUUACAAUGACGAUGGUCAUGACGAGGACGACGAUAACUACGACGACUAUGGGGGCCCUCGUGUGCGCAACCCCGUAAAGCCUAGUCCCCGGGGACAUGUCAAAGAUGACUGGCACAUCAUUGAGCUUCAUUUAGGAUACAACGGUCUGACGGGCCCCGUCCCAGAAGAACUGAGCGAAUUACUGAAUUUACUCAUCCUGGACCUCAGCAACAACGACCUGACAGGAACGAUCCCCGAGUCCUACAGCAAGCUCUCCCACCUUAGACGAUUGGACCUGAGCUCCAACCAGAUCACAGGCGACUUUCCCGUAGCAGUGACCAAGAUGGUGAACAUUCAAGAGCUUGUCAUCAAGAACAACUACAUGAAAGGUCCACUCCCCAAAGAAGUCAUGAAGCUCAAGCAACUGACCGAGCUAUCGAUUGCCAAUAACGACUUUGACGGUCUGCUCCCUGAAGGCCUCUUCACAUCGCUCACUAAGCUGCGCGUGAUUAACAUCAACCAGAAUGGGUUCACAGGGGACAUUGCUGGUGAGAUUGGGGCUCUUGCUGGUCUUUUGCGAUUUUCUGCGCGCGCGAAUGAGUUCAAGGGUCGGAUCCCAAAAGAGUUUGGCAGCUGCAAGCAACUCCAAUUCCUGAGUCUGGCAGAUAACCAUUUCUCGGGAGAGCUCCCCGAUGCGCUUUUUGAUCUUCAGAACCUCAAAGUGCUAGACUUGCCCGACAACAAACUGGGUGGGGACCUCUCACCCAGGAUCGGCAACAUGAUCAGCCUAACACGACUGGUCCUGGCACACAAUGAGUUUACAGGCCCGCUACCAGUCGAGCUCCAGAAUCUGACUCGCAUGGAGUACAUGGUGAUCAACUACAACCAGUUCGAUGGUCUGUUCCCUAUUGCUACCGCGCCAACUCUGAUGGGUGUCUGCCUUGUGCAACCAAACGAGUUCUCAGCUUGUCCUCCCAACUCAUCCGUCGAGACAUCCACCACGUUGGCCUAUCGCUGUAAUCUCGACUGUAGAGAUCGCGUGAUACACCCAGAGAAAUACGACGAGUUUUCGGGUGCUGCAGGACCGCUGGCUCUUCAACGGUCGAUGCUGGUAGUCUUUCUAGCCACUAUCAUAGCUAUUCUUCAGCUCUUGUAA
Messenger RNA from Linnemannia hyalina, 1782 nucleotides. NCBI's taxonomy places the organism in Eukaryota, Fungi, Mortierellomycota, Mortierellomycetes, Mortierellales, Mortierellaceae. The record is from the annotation of a GenBank genome assembly.